GAAAAAGGGGUGAUUCAAAAAACAAGAAAACUUGAUAGUUUUUUCACAAAUUUAAAAACAGACUCAUCAACAUCAACUACUACUCUCACAUUAACUACAAGUACUUCAACGGGUUCAACUUGUCAUCCCAAUUCUGAAUUAGAUAUUACACCUAGCCCUAUCAUUUUUUCCGUUUCAACACCUUAAGAAUUAGAGAAAGAAAGCCACGCAGGUGAUGCUGGAGAUCUGAUUUCCGUAGAUAUAGCUAAAUUUACAGCCCCGAAAUGUUCGGUAUCUCUUGAUAAUAUAAUUGUAAAUACCGAUCCUGCCAAAUGGGUAAUAAACGAGACGACAAUAGACCAACUACUUUCGAGAGAUAUCGAUCAGAACAUACCUGAAGAUUUUUCUGUCACAAGGAAGUAUUACUCCUCAGUAAGUGGAUAUCGGUCAUUGACAAAACUUGCAUUUGAAAGAAAAAUGAAAAAUAGAAAACUGCACAGAAAAUAUUUAUGCUAUUCUUCGAAUAAAAAGGCAUUUUUUUGCAUUCCAUGCCAUUUAUUUGGUAAAGGUAGUUUAAAAUUUGGUACAGAUGGAUAUGAUGAUUGGAAUAAUGUACACAGCGGUCUAACCUCCCAUAAAAAUUCCACAGAGCAUGUUCAAAGCUAUAGCACUUUCUUAAACAGAAGUAAGUUGAAAAAUCGAAUAGAUAAAGGGCUCCAACUACAAAUUCAAAAUGAAAUGAAUUAUUGGCGAAAUAUGCUUCAACGAGUUGUAGCGGUAGUAAAAAAAACUUGGUAGUCGAGGACUACCAUUUAGAGGGAAGAAUGAGAAAUUUGGGUCAAAUAAGAAUGGGAAUUUUAUGAUGUGCUUGGAGCUUAUUGCAGAAUUCGAUCCUUUCAUGUCUAAUCAUAUAGAUGCUUAUGGAAACCCGGGUCGAGGUAAGACAUCCUAUCUGUCUUCUACAAUUUGCGAAAAGUGUAUUUCCUUGAUUACAAAAAAAGUAUUAAGUGUGAUUAUUGAUGAAGUAAAUCGUAACAAGUAUUUUUCCAUUGUUGUUGAUUCAACGCCCGAUAUCAGUCACGUGGAUCAACUGUCGUUUGUAAUCAGAUAUGUAAAACGAGAAAUUCAAGAAGAUACGCCAGCCGAAGUUGAACGAUUUUUAAAAUUUAUACCCAAUAUUGGACAUAAGGUAAAAGACAUGCUAAAUGCAGUUAUAGGUACACUGGAAGAAUUUGGUUUGAAUUUACAGGAUUGCCGUGGUCAAUCUUAUGAUACCGCCGCAAACAUGUCUGGAUGUUACUCAGGGUUAAAAACAAGGAUACAAAACCUAAAUCCAUUAACAAUUUAUGUACCAUGUGGAGGACAUAGUCUAAACCUCGUUGGAUUGUCCGCGGUCGAUUCUAUCAAAGAAGCGGCAUUUUUUUUUUUUGAUUACUUAGAAGCCAUCUAUGAUUUUUUUGCAAAAUCUACUUAUCGGUGGCAAUUGAUGAAACAGAAACUGAAACCAAAUCAGAAGGUAGUAAAAAGAGCUACUGGAACUAGGUGGUCAAGUCGUUAUAAUGCAUGUUCUUCUUUUAAAAAUAGUUGGGAAGAAUUUAUGGCAACAUUGAAUGAUAUAGAAAAUAAUAAUUCUGAAAAACCCAUAAAUCGUAGAAAAGCUGCAGGUUUAAAAAACAACUUUAGUACCUUUGAGUCGGUCUUUAUGGCUGUAUUUUGGACUUCUCUGCUAGAACGAUUCAAUAAAACAAGCACAAUUUUACAAUCAACAUCAGUUAACUUGGAACAUGUUGUUGAUCUAUACAAAUCUUUAGUUGGUUAUGUGAGUGAAAUAAGAACUGAUGAAAUGUUCCAAAAAUUCAUUGAUGAAGCAAAAAAAAAUUAGAAAAGAAGAAUAUG
Sipha flava (yellow sugarcane aphid) is the source of this 1875-nucleotide messenger RNA. RefSeq names its product zinc finger MYM-type protein 1-like. Lineage: Eukaryota; Metazoa; Arthropoda; Insecta; Hemiptera; Aphididae. The record is from RefSeq and is a predicted model, not a curated record. The coding region runs from base 839 to 1861 and encodes 340 amino acids. The transcript is spliced from 2 exons.